Molecule: messenger RNA, 642 nt
Organism: Mangifera indica (mango)
Lineage: Eukaryota; Viridiplantae; Streptophyta; Magnoliopsida; Sapindales; Anacardiaceae
Product: protein YIF1B-like
Biological process (GO): endoplasmic reticulum to Golgi vesicle-mediated transport
Cellular component (GO): endoplasmic reticulum-Golgi intermediate compartment; endoplasmic reticulum membrane; COPII-coated ER to Golgi transport vesicle
Source: RefSeq, a predicted model, not a curated record
CCGACUGCCGAGCUGCUUGCACGAGAGAAUCACGUGAGCUUCCCACUUCGCCUUUUUUUAACGCUGCUUCCCUUCAUCCUUUUUCUUUCUCUCCGUUUCAGUUUCCACUUUAUCCGUCAGGACGUUGCUUCGUCAACUUCAAAGCAUCCCGCCGUGAAGUCAACCCCACCGGAGCUCCCAUCUUUCGCCGUGAAACCAGCCGACACCUGAUCUCCGAGAAAUGUAUAACAAUAUGGGACCGCAGCCUGGGGUGCCAAGGCCACCAACAAACACCCAGCCCAGUCCAUUUGGGAAUGCAUUUUAUGGAGCUGGUUCAGGUCUUAUCCGAGGUGGAUUGGGUGCAUAUGGAGAAAAAAUAUUAGGAUCCAGCUCUGAGUAUGUACAAAGCAAUAUAAGUAGGUACUUCUCUGACCCUCAGUAUUACUUUCAACUGAAUGACCAGUAUGUAAGGAACAAGUUAAAGGUUGUUCUCCUACCAUUUCUCCACAGGGGCCAUUGGACGCGGAUAACUGAGCCUGUGGGAGGUAGACUUUCUUAUAAGCCACCAAUCUAUGAUAUAAAUGCACCAGAUUUGUACAUUCCAUUUAUGGCAUUUGGCACCUAUGUUAUUCUUGCUGGCUUAACAUUGGGUCUUCAAGGAAA